Molecule: messenger RNA, 621 nt
Organism: Paramuricea clavata
Lineage: Eukaryota; Metazoa; Cnidaria; Anthozoa; Malacalcyonacea; Plexauridae
Source: the annotation of a GenBank genome assembly
AUGAACGAGGAGUACGAUUAUCUGUUUAAAUUAUUAUUAAUCGGGGAUUCUGGCGUUGGAAAAUCAUGCAUCCUGCUUCGCUUUGCAGACGAUACGUUCUCAGAGUCGUACAUAAGUACAAUCGGUGUAGAUUUUAAAAUACGAACACUGGUGAUCAACAACAAGCAAAUUAAACUGCAAAUAUGGGAUAGUGCAGGCCAGGAGAGGUUUCGUACUUUAACUACAGCGUAUUAUCGAAGUGCUCAUGGUAUUAUGCUAGUCUACGAUGUUAAUGAUCGCGAAACAUUCUUUCAUAUUGAAAAUUGGCUACAGGAAGUUUCUCGUUACGCUGCUAGCGAUGUCAAUAGAGUUCUAGUUGGGAAUAAAUGUGAUAUAUUAAACAAGAGAGAAGUGGAAUACGAAACUGCUCGUGUUUAUGCAGAGAAAUUAGGAGUAUCGUUCACAGAAGCCAGUGCAAAAGAUCGCACAAAUAUUGAUAAGGUUUUCAAUAUCAUGGCAAAAGAGCUUGUUGAGCAAUUAGGAGAGAAUAAGGAUGCGUUGCCUAUUGAAGAUGACAAGGUCGAACUUAGCGCUGGAACAGAAGUGUCUAAUGGUGGUUAUCGAUGUUGUGGGUUUGGCUAG